Messenger RNA from Cicer arietinum (chickpea), 2604 nucleotides. RefSeq names its product GATA transcription factor 26-like. NCBI's taxonomy places the organism in Eukaryota, Viridiplantae, Streptophyta, Magnoliopsida, Fabales, Fabaceae. The record is from RefSeq and is a predicted model, not a curated record. Gene Ontology annotation, biological process: regulation of DNA-templated transcription. Gene Ontology annotation, molecular function: sequence-specific DNA binding; zinc ion binding.
ACAAUACAACUAAGAGGUCACAUACACAAACACAGAGACCUUCCUUUCUCAUUCUCUCUCUUUCCAUUGCACCUUCUUUUCUCUGUCAUUUUUCAGAUUCCUCCAAUGCUCUUUUCUCUUCCAUUCAAUUACACAGAUUCUCACCUACAAUACCCACUUAUCAAUUUCUCUAAUUCUAUUUCAUUUGUGUGGCUAUUUAUGUUUAAAAAAAUACACUUUUAAGGACUAUUGAACAUAAACUUCUUCUGGGUUUAUUUUAUUUUUUUUAUAUUUUUUUGUAAACUUUUUUUUCUGGGUUUGCUGCAGAAUUAAACCUUCAAUACCCACUAUUACUAUACGCCGCAAAUUAGGCUUAAAAACAACUUUUAUAUUUUUCAGAAUUUUUGUUUUGUUUAAUUGAACUAUAAAUUAUUUUCUCUUGUUUUAUUUUUUUGCAAUUUUUUUGGCUUUUUAUUUUGCCCUUUCGUUUGAGGAAAACGAUUUGAGAGAUGGGAAAACAAGGGCCUUGCUAUCACUGUGGAGUUACAAGCACACCACUUUGGCGUAAUGGGCCACCUGAGAAGCCAAUUUUGUGCAAUGCAUGUGGAUCUCGAUGGAGGACAAAGGGAACACUUGUGAAUUAUACCCCUUUACAUGCUCGUUCAGAACCUCUUAAUCAUGAGGAUCAAAGAGUUUCGAGGUUAAAGAUCGUAUCGUUAAAUAAGAACAAAGAUGUGAAAUUGGUUAAGCGAAAGCAGAACCACGACAAUGCUGCAUCUGGAGAGCUCACCCCUGAAUAUGAUCAAGGAUUCCAAAAGGCUGUGGAUGAGGAUACAAGCAAUAGAUCAAGUUCAGGGUCAGCCAUCUCUAAUUCAGAAAGCUGUGUUCAAUUCGGUGGCGCAGAUGCUAGUGAUUUGACAGGUCCUUCUCAGUCAGUGGUCUGGGAUACUGUGGUGCCUUCCAAAAAGAGGACGUGUGCAGGUCGUAUGAAGAAUUCUUCUGUUGAGAAGCUCACAAAAGACUUGUGUACUAUUCUUCAUGAACAACAACAGUCUUGUUUUUCUGCUUCUUCAGAAGAGGAUCUUCUUUAUGAAAGUGAAACGCCGAUGGUCUCUGUUGAGAUAGGACAUGGAAGCAUGCUCAUUAGGCAUCCAAGCUCUAUAGCUCGUGACGAAGAGUCUGAGGCUAGCUCUCUUUCGGUUGAUAAUAAACAAUGCCUACUCAAUGAGGCGUAUUCAUGUUAUGGUUCGAUUCCCAUGUUCAGUGAUUGUGGUGGCAUGAAUUUCUCUUCUCAGGGAGUUGGAAAGGUCAGGAACUCUGCAACUGGCCAAAGAAUGCAACAGGAGCAACUCAAAAGGGACAAGUCUCAACUUGAAAAACUAGAAGUUCUUGGAAAUCAUGAUUCACCACUGUGCUUAAUAGAUUUAAAUGAUGUUGUGAACUAUGAGGAGUUUUCAAGAAACUUGACAUACGAAGAGCAGCAGCAAUUACUGAAGUAUCUCCCUGUGGUUGAUACCGCUAAACUUCCUGACAGCCUUAAAAUUAUGUUCGAUAGCUUUCAGUUCAAGGAGGACUUAACUUAUUUUCAGAAACUUCUCGGGGAAGGUGUCCUCGAUUUCUCUUUGUUGGAGGCAAACUUGGAAGAGUGCAAAACGUUGAAAAGGCUUGCAUUAUCUAAUCUGUCGAAGUCAAAAUGGGUUGAACACUAUAAUUCUCUCAAGAGAGCUGGAAAAUGUAAUGAUAUGGAAUCUCCUGCUGUGGCAUCAAGUAAUGUUGCCAAUGUUAAGAGAUUGCGCGUCAGCCAAAAUCAAAAUUUAACAGAAUCAAAGACAACAAUGAGGAGCCCCAAAAGGGUGAUCAUAAAAGCUGGAUUUGGGGGAAAAGAAGUUGUAGACGGCUCUAGCAUCAGCCCGCAACGCCUAUUUGCAUUGCCUCGCAAUGGCGGCUUGCACAUGCUGGAUUCUUCAAACUUUGUCGACGAGAGUUCUGAUCAGGAUCUGCUGCUAGAGUUUCCGUCUAACAAUUCUUUUCCACAGGCAGAGCUCCUGCUCCCGACUUCUAGCUUGGUUCCUCAACACAGCACCAGUAGUAGCUCGGUAUACUCGCAUGUUACUCGUCCUUGAGUAAUCUUUACUAGGUUAUACCUGGAAGAGUAUAGACAUAAUUUUAUGAUACGUUUAGGGUCCACAUGUUUUGCUUGCGACUUAAACACCGAAAUCCUUGUACAAGAGAUAUGAUGGUUGUGCUUUUGUUUUCCUGCAAUCUUCUUGAGAUCGGAUUGCCGAGAGAUGCAAGUUGGAUGGGCUUUUUUGUAUAGGUUGGCGAUAUAGAAUGUAACAUAUAUAUAGCACAAAAUGCGGAGUGAUAUUCUCCAGAGUUUUGUAUGCGAUUGUAGCUUAUAUUUUGUGAAUUAUUUGACACCUUUCCCCCACAGAAACACCACUCAUCUGAAGAAAUAAAUUGUUGAACAGCUUUGCAAAUAGAUGAGGAUGAACUAUACAGUUAUUGUCAGUAGUUAACUUGCAAAACAUAUGACACAUGAUGUGUAUUUGGUUUUAUGGUGAAGAGUGCCAAAUGAAUUGCUUGAUAUGUAGAAAAUAAUUGUGCAUUGGCCACAAAUGUGUA